Molecule: messenger RNA, 4127 nt
Organism: Menidia menidia (Atlantic silverside)
Lineage: Eukaryota; Metazoa; Chordata; Actinopteri; Atheriniformes; Atherinopsidae
Source: the annotation of a GenBank genome assembly
AAAAAAGAGAAAUGACGUUAUUUGAUUAUGUGCCCAAAAUCCUUAAUGAAUAACCUAGGACGAGUAGGAGGCAAAUGCUGCCCCAGCUGUUUCCUGUUGAAAAUGUCUGUGUAAUGUAGAUAAAUGUGAGGGAUUUUCUCUCUAAAUCCGUCUCCUGUUCGCUAAAUCUCACUUCUCCAAAACGAGCCUGCGCAAUGGAACAAAGUCGGAAUAUUGAGAUGUGACAUUGCCCGCAUCUCAUCCUCUUUCUCUCUGUUUUUAAUGACUAUCAAACAAGUUCAUUUUCGCCGGGCUUUGUCUUGCGGAGACCCGUGGGGAUGUCUAGCGCUCAUUCCUCUCAGUGGCAUUUCUGUGAUGUCCUCAAGGGUGCGAUGUGCUGUAUCUCCUGUGGCCACACCCUCUCACUACUGCUGUGCGUCCUCACCCUGACUCCGGCGGCAACAGGGGCGGGCCCAGAGACCCUGUGCGGGGCGGAGCUGGUCGACACGCUGCAGUUUGUCUGUGGAGAGAGAGGCUUUUAUUUCAGUAAACCGACAGGCUACGGCCCCAAUGCGAGGCGGUCGCGGGGCAUCGUGGACGAGUGCUGCUUCCAGAGCUGUGAGCUGCAGCGGCUGGAGAUGUACUGCGCGCCCGAGAAGCCCGGCAAGACUCCCCGCUCCGUGCGCUCGCAGCGCCACACAGACGUGCCCAGAACCUCCAAGGUUAGUACCCCUGGACACAAGGCGGACAGGGGCACGGAGCGGAGGACGGCGCCGCAGCCGGACAAGACAAAAAAGAAGAGACCUUUACCUGGACAUAGUCAUUCAUCCUUCAAGGAAGUGCAUCAGAAAAACUCAAGUCGAGGUAGCUCCGGGGGCAAAACUUACAGAAUGUAGGACUGGAGCGAAUGGACAUGCCCAUCAACUUGGGAAGCAAGACGGGAGUGGCCUUACCUGGUACCCCUGUGGAAUGGUUCACUGUAAAACAAAAAGAAAGUGGAUGCUAACCAUGGCCUGAAUGAUUGAAACCUCAGAGCUAAGUAGUGUCUGAGGGGUUGGAUGAGGGAUCUUGUGAUUAUUUUAUACACUGCACCAUUCCAUAUCGGGAGGAAUUCUAUGUUAACGCAAUGUAACAGACUAGUUUAGCUGCUGAGACACGAACAAGAGCUUACUAUACCUCCAUGUGCGAACUGCAGCAUCCCCUGGCUCCAGGAAAUCAGAGAGCGUCAGGCUGUGGUUGGGAAUGAGUGGUCCAAUCUUUUCCCCUGAACUUUGUAGAGGUACAUUCUUUUACUCUGAGGACGUGAAUGCAUUCACUCCUUUUGGUAAAACUCAAUACUUUGUCACCGGUCACGUAUAGCCGUUAUUACCCCUGUUCAACGCUGAUAUUUUACCUUCAGAAUUUGUUUUUUAUGCACCAUGCAUUGCUGUGUUUGUUUGUUUUUUUAAAAUGUAAUCAUGUUUAUUUUGAGGACAAAGACCAGGUGGUUCAUCAGACUUUAAAUAUUGGUCUUAUUAAUUUCACUUUGAGCCAGAGUCAAAUCCCUACUAAGUAGAGUCACUACAGGGUUUGAGACCAAUCCAAAUCCCCCCUAAGCCACAGGAAGUGUUGAGAUCUUGAAGGCUGGGGUCUCCAAUCCCCUAAAGUCCUGUUUCAGCAACAGAUGAAGCAUGAUUUGGGGGGAUUUUGAAGUGCAGUAGGUAUUACCAAAACAAAGUUGUGGCUUUCUCUGCUCUCAAAAACAGAAUAAAAUCCUUUUUUUCGUUUUUUUUUGUUUAGCCUGUCAGUGCACAUUUCUUGUUUUGUUGUCGGUUUAGUCGGUCAUUUCAAAGUCCAUAGCAGUCAAACAGUGACGAUCGGGUGAAAUGUUUGUCGUCUGCGUCCUUUUCACAUGUCACCCACCCUUGCCAGAUCUGAUUACCGUCAGCAGUCAAGUUAACCUGUGAUCAACAUUUCGGUCUGAGCUAAAGCCAGUGCUCAAGGUUCAGCACAAGCGAUGGGAGUUCAUUCUCAGUGAUUCAGAGCAACUUGCCUUGAUCACGGGACAAAAUGUUCCCAAUCCUGGAAAUGACUGUUUGUUAGCAAAAGACAGUUUGCAACCCACUCUGGUUACAGUAGGUGUAUCAAAAACUAUGGAAUACUGUCUUUACUAGUUUCCCUAUCAAGACGCUGCUUACAUCUUACUGCAUGACGAUGUCAACACUUAUCAUACUGUUCAUCAACGACUUCUACGCUCAGAAUAUGACCGUGUGCAACCCCAAUACUAACAAGCGUUUAUAAGGAGGAAGGGGCGGUUUGAAUCACUGGUCAACCACGGUGAAAGAGACACCAUUUGACAUCCAUCCAACUCAAUGUCCAACUUUCAUUUAGCUUUUUUUACUUCACUUUCACUGGCAAAUGGUUAGGAGUUUAAAAAAAAAACAAGGUUCAAAUUGGAAUUGAUAAACACAGACUACUGUAGGUGUACAUGUUACAAAAUACAUGGUUAGUAUUGCAACAUGCUUAGUUAGUGGUCAUAUUUAUCAUCAUUAAUCGGUCAAGGUUCUCCAUCAGUCACCUGGACGCUGGCCAACACCGAACAAUAGAAUAGAUACGUGUUACCAUCUCACAAUUUCUAAUCACCGAUUGUGACACGGAUAUAUAUAUAUUUGGAGAUGUGGGCAUACAUACUGAAAAAUUCUGGUGAGACUUGACUGUACCAAUAACCCAAUAAACUAACAAGUUUAAUGAUUGAUCGGUCUUGGCCUGAGAUUUUUGUUAGUUUAACGAGGCGAGCUGCAGAAUAAUCUGAAGUGACGACAAGAUAACAACAAACUGACACCGUAUCUGAUGCAAAGUCCACUAGAAAAACAUGAAAUGAAAACAGUUAAUAGUAUAUAUUGUCAACUUUACAUAUCCACCCGGACAUGCGAGAUACAGGACACAUACUAGUACACAAAUUCACACGAAAAGCACAGUGUAAAUUAGAAGUGUGCAAACAUCAGCACUGGUCGAGUACACAGAAAAGUCAGUUCUGAGAAGUCCUUGAAUGAGGACUAACACCGCCUGCUCUUUGCUGGAGCCCCCAUUAAAUCGUCAAAGACAACUCAUAUCUGGCUUUGCCUUCUCUUCCUGUGUAUAAUCAAACAAUACUCCCAUUAUGUUAACCUAUGCAUUACUAUCAUUCAUUGUACAUGAUGGUUUCAUAUAACAAAACUGUAUAAAGAAUCCUAUCCACUGUAUAAUGGUGCUAUUCUAUAGUUUGUUACUUGCAAGAGAUGGCUAAGACAGACAGAUGGCAGGGCUUACAUUGGAGGUCUUCCCUUUUGCACAGCCUUGUGGCCACGAUUUUAAUAGUGUUAUUAUUAGUGUAUUUGUAAGCUGUUUCAAUAAGGUAGUAGUGUAAGCGAGUAAAUGUAUCUGUGUGAAAUCUGUGAAUGCAUGGAGAAAAAAAAAAAAAGGUAAAGAAUAUACAAUGUUGUGGUCCCAAGAAGGCAAAAUGCUAUUUUUUCUACUGUUUUUAAAUUAUUUUCUCAAUAUAGAUCCCUUAUGCCAAAUAACUUGACAAAAGAACUGUGAACUAUAAUCCUUCCAAUUAUAUUGAAAUAGUUAAAGGUCAUGGUGUGCUUUUGUCUGUCCGGAGGUUUGUGUGUUUAUGUGUGUGUAUAAAUGCCUCCCUGGAAGCCAAAGUACUAAUCAGUAACACGACUCAAAGCGAGACUAUGCAACUUUUGCUGAACUCUGGUCCCGUGACUCACUACGGAUUCAAUGUCCUGUCUAUCUGUAGAAUUUUAGAAUAGUCAUGAUUCCAGUGUUGAAUCUAUACGCACAUUCUAAAGUAUCAAAUUUGAAAAUAUGCUGGGACUUUUAUCCAGUAAACCUAGAUUAUACACUCCAAACCAAUCAAUGAAAUGUGCCUAUUUCACAUGUUCUUAAUUCUCUUAUUCAGAAACAUUGUGUAAUUUCUUCUAACUGUUCCGUAUUCGCCUUAUAUAAUAUAAAAAUGGAUCUAAAGUAGUGUAAAUAGUACAGGAUAACACUACCAGGUGCAUAAAAUUAACAGUCUAAAAAAUUGUCUUGAAAUACGUACAAUUAUGCUUUAGUUAAGAGUACUGAACACUUUCUAUCAUUGUUACGCCUCAACUUGGCCACAAAUGUUUUGGAUGAGC